This is a messenger RNA of Anneissia japonica, 4002 nucleotides long. Its product is annotated as ectonucleoside triphosphate diphosphohydrolase 4-like. The transcript is spliced from 9 exons. The coding region runs from base 1 to 1821 and encodes 606 amino acids. Gene Ontology annotation, biological process: nucleoside diphosphate catabolic process. Gene Ontology annotation, cellular component: membrane. NCBI's taxonomy places the organism in Eukaryota, Metazoa, Echinodermata, Crinoidea, Comatulida, Comatulidae. The record is from RefSeq and is a predicted model, not a curated record. Gene Ontology annotation, molecular function: nucleoside diphosphate phosphatase activity.
AUGCUGGUUUUGGCAUGGAAUGCCUCAUGUCUUUGUAUUACAGUAAAUAUCGUAUCUGGUUUCCUUGCCUGCAAAUUUAAAUUGUUUGUCUCCUACAGGAUUAUUAGUGAUUGCAGAAUCCCAGCUGUAUGGCACCUCAGCUUACGGUGCACCAAGAACUGCUAUCCUUCAAUUCUCAAAUUUAUAAUUAUUAUUUUACUGCUACUUUCUUCUACUAUAAUUAUUUAUCAUGAAACCCGCAAAAUAGAUGAAGACACUUCCUAUGCAAAAUACGUAAAAAAAUAUGAACAGUACGGUGCUACAGAUACCAAUGAUCCCAACUUGUACUUUGGAAUUGUAUUGGAUGCAGGGAGUAGUGGCACGAGGGUGUUUGUAUAUUUUUGGCCACCUCACGAUGGCAAACACAAUAAAUUACUACAGAUACAGCAAAUGAGAGAUAAAUAUCGAAAUCCAGUGGUAAAAAAAAUCAAACCUGGUUUAUCAACUUUCAAAAAUAAUCCAGAAGAUUCCAGUGAAUACAUAAAACCAUUAUUAGAGUUUGCUGCAUCCCACAUCCCCAAGAAAAAGCAUGUAGAAACACAGCUAUACAUCCUAGCCACUGCAGGAAUGAGGAUGCUUCCUGAAAGUCAGCAGAAAGCAAUUCUUGAUGACUUACAGCGUGAUGUACCAAAGGACUUUGAUUUCUUGUUCUCUGAUACUCAUUUUGAGGUGAUCUCUGGCAAGCAAGAGGGCGUCUAUGCUUGGAUUGGUAUCAACUAUGUUCUGGGAAGGUUUGAUCAUGCCGAUGAUGACGAUCCCAUUGUCGAUGUUGAAAUGCCUGCAGAGGAAGAGGCAAAAUCAUUACUGGCGGAGUUCAGCCUGGGCUGCGAUGCACAUCAUAUGGAGCAUAAGUACAGGGUCUAUGUUACAACAUUUCUUGGUUUUGGCGGUAACGCUGCAAGAAGUCGUUAUGAAGAUAUGCUAAUUAAAUCUAUGUUGUUGAGUAAUAGAAGUUCUUUGACAUCACUAGGCCUGAGUCCUGUCUCGCCAAUCCUGGACCCAUGCCUGCCCACGGAAAUGCAGAGCACUAUAAAUUAUAGAGAUAAAAUAUACCACCUACAAGGAACAGGAGACUUUACAACAUGCCACCAAGUAAUUCAGCCAUUACUGAACAAGACUGUUCCUUGCCAAAAACAACCCUGCUCUGUCAAUGGAAUAUUCCAACCAGAUAUAAACUUUGCAAACAGUGAAUUCUAUGGGUUUUCGGAGUACUGGUAUUGUAUGGAGGAUGUUUUACGCAUUGGAGGGCCUUAUUCAUAUGAAAGAUACCAUAAAGCAGCUGCAGAUUUCUGUGCUACACGGUGGUCUUUAAUAGAAGAACAUAGAAAAAAAGGACUUUAUACAAAGGCAGAUGAACAUAGAUUAAAAUAUCAGUGCUUCAAGUCAGCUUGGAUGAUGGCUGUAUUACAUAAUGGAUUUAAAUUUCCUAAAGAUUAUAAAUAUUUUAGAACAGCAAGUCUUAUACAUGAUAAAGAAGUUCAGUGGACAUUAGGUGCAAUUUUACAUAGAACGAGGUAUCUACCCCUCAGAGAAAUACAACAAGGGUCAUUCCAAAAAAAUUACCAGCCACCCUGGAUUCCUGUGUCUGUGGUCUCCUACGAGUAUCUGCUCAUUCUCUGCUUUAUUAUUGUACUUACUGCAAUCCUUCUAUUUCUUCGACGAUUGCGUGGUAUGACGCGAGGGCGUGUAACGCUUAAAAGAGUGCCCACUAUGGCUUACUACAUGACGGAAGAGGGACAACAACAGGAUGGGAUUCAUGAAGAGUACUUUAAUGAACCUUGAACUUUCAUUAAAUGUAGUUCAAGGUUCAAUGAAGGGUAGCUUACUUUGAACCUUGAACUUUCAUUUAACUUAAUUCAGAGUUCAAUGAAGAGUACUUUAAACCUUGAACUUUGAUAUUAAAAUUCAGGGUUCAAUGAAGAGUAACUUGAACUUUGAACUUCCAUUAAAUACAGUUCAAGAUACAAUGAUGAGUACUUUGAACCUUGAACUUCUAUUAAAUACAGUUCAAGGUUCAAUGAAGAGCAAUUUGAACCUUGAACUUCCAUUAAAUAAAGUUCGAAUUUAAUGAAGAUUACUUUGAACCUUGAACUUCCAUUAAAUAAAAUUCAAGUUUCAAUGAAGACUACAGUACUUCGAACCUUGAACUUUUAUUAAUAAAUAAUAUUUGUAAUUACAUAAUGCUUUCUUAAUUUUUAGGAAUUCCUUAUUUGGAUCAUACUUUAAAAUACUUAAUGAUGAUAUCUUGUGAAAUAGUAUCGACAAAAUAGAAAUACACUAUGUCCUGUUUUCGUCCAAUCUAAUGACAAAGAAUAUCUAUUGGACAAAAUAAAUUCAGAGAUGAUUUCAAUCUGAUUUUUUUUUCUACCUUGUCUUGAAUAAUUAGGAAAAAUGGGAGAAAACUUUUUUUUAACUCCAAAAUGUUUAUACUAACUCACUAUGUAUUGUGAAAACAUAGGCUAUAAUAAGCAUCAUAUUAAUGUUUACAAUAUAUACAAACCACACACAAACAUAGCGGUUCUGGUCUUGGAGUGUCUUCAGUAUAUUUAUUCUCUAUUUAAACCACACCCAUUUUGUAAUAAAGUGAAAAGUUAUGGCUGAAGAUUUUUUUACUGUGUACAACAUAAUAAGUAUAGAUCAGAUCAUGUGGUUCAACACAAACUAUUGUUUAAAAGACAAUAUAUUUUUUGAGUGCUUAAUAUGUAUAUUUGGGGAUUAAUAAAUGUUCAUUAUAUUAUGUGUAUUUGUAUAAUAAAUAUUAUACUGCGUUAUUUGUGUGGAUAUUUCUCGUAAGAAUAUCCAGUUUCAGAAUAAUCCUUUUUAGAAGGAUUGUUGGAAAAAUUAACUAUUUAAGGGGUCCCAAGUUGGAAGAUGCCACUUCAAGGUGAUCUGUUUAAAUGAGCUAUCUUAACACAUCUUAAGGGUUAUAUGCACCGGGAUAUUAACAUGAGGUGCUAAGGUUGGGGUGAACAAUGGGGAAGUUAGUGAAUAUUACUUGGGUGGUUCAGGUGUAAUGUGAUGAGUGUAAUUUUUUAUUUUUUUAAUUUUUUUUUUGCUCAUCAGAUUUUAAGUGGCACCCAUUGCAUACUGUAUGUAUUUUUAUUAUUAGCUGUGUUGUCAGAUUUGUGUUUUUACGAGAUGUUUAUUUUUAAUCGUCUGAUUGUUCCAAGAUUGUUAAUUACGCAAAGGUGAAAGUAAAAGCUAAAACAUUUACAGUUUCAAGUAAAUUCAUAAUUAAUGUAUUGUUUGUAUAAUCAUGUUUACAUUACUUGUAGAAAUUAAUUACUGAGCAUUUUUAUGUACUGCAAUAUAAAUCUAGAGAUUUAUAAGGGAACAAAUAUAAAAUGCAAACAAAUCAAUUACACAUCCUCAUGUAAGUAUUGCAAAAUAAUCGUAGUGGAACUAAACAUUUUUGCCCUUGUGCAGAAGAUUAUUUUUGUUUGGAAAGGCGACGAUCUUGACCAAUGAGGGGGUGUACACAGAUGUACUGUAUUACAUAUAAGCAUACAGUCUUCUGUUGCAAUGUAUGAUAGUUCAAAUAUUAUAUUGUUAUGGUUUCAGAGAAUUGUUUAAAAUUGUUUGAUCUGAAUACGUUUUUAUUUAUGGUUUUGUAGUCUUUUGCCAUCUGCGAUUUAAAAUUUGUUUGUGGGGGUUGUGGAGGAGGAAAUGGUCUGCAUAUUUUCAUGGGAUUUUUCUAUUAUAUCUGUUUGAUGUUUUUUAUAUUUGUAUAUUUGUGGGUUUUUUAAAAGUCAUUUUAUGGAUUUUAUUGUCUUUCUUGAAUGAUAGGGACCUAACUACAGUAAGGAGAAGUUGUGCAAUGUAUUAAGAGAUACUUUGUCUUAUAUUGGUUUUUUUUUUAUUCCUCUGUUCUCAGUUUUUCUUUUAAAACUCAAAAUGUAUCUCAAAUAUCAUUAGUAUACAUCAUGUUUCAUAGACUUGAAAUAAAAAUUAAAGUAAUGCAUA